AUGUUCCAGUACUUUGAGUUUCAAGGGCAUCUUCCCUUUGGUCCUCUUAUCACCCGUCUUAUAUCUCGCCUUGAAAUCUCCCUUGACCUCUAUCGCAUCACCACUCCAACCAUCUAUCUUACUGCUGACAACAUGCUGGACGAGAUUGCGUUUGUCAUUAGGGGGAGGAUGACUCUGACGACAACGAGGAGGAAGAUGACUCUAAAGACGACCCAGAAGAAGAUUAUGAUGAGGAAGAACCAAAAAAUGACUCUCAAGCUGAGGAACCAAAUCCUGACAUCGAGAUUCACUGGAUUAGUAGCAGUGACAGUGAUGGCGAUUCUGAUGAUCCUGCUUCCCCUCCAAACUCUCCUUCAUUGGAGGCCAUCUUUGCCGAUCUUCGAGAUGUCUACGAAUCUGAUUGAUUGGCUGAUGGUAUUUUUCAAAAUUGUGAAUAUUUUGCUUGGGAUGUUUGAGUUUUGCUUCAGAUGA
Messenger RNA from Linum trigynum, 471 nucleotides. The record is from the annotation of a GenBank genome assembly. NCBI's taxonomy places the organism in Eukaryota, Viridiplantae, Streptophyta, Magnoliopsida, Malpighiales, Linaceae.